UCACAGUGCAGGAUGUGGUUCAUCUUGCUCACUCAUGGAGCUAGCCAUAUAAUAAUUAAGCUUAUGUCAUUCUACUGCCUACCAUUUUGGGUUAAAGACACAAGUCUUGUAGACACGGGUGUUGUACAACUAGUUGAUACUUGAAACAAGAAUGUAUUCCAAUAACCCUCUCUGAUGAUUUGGAAAUCUUUAAUUUGUCUUCCAGAUAAAGAAGUACAGCUGUUUAAAAGGCUCAUCAACUGUAAAUGCAGAAAUUAUUCAGCAAACACACCAUUUGAAGUAAUCACGGAACUAUGCUACAAAGUUUCUCCACCGGGUCACGUACCUUCUCACAUCAAACAGCCACCUUAUGCUAAAAGUGGUGUACCCCCAGUUGUACCUAGAUCCAUAGAGAUAAAAACAGAGGAGCAAAUUGCUGCAAUGAGAACAGCAUGUAGAACAGCAAGAAAAGUCCUCAAUGUUGCCAGAGAUAAUGUCAAGGAAGGAGUGACAACAGAAGAUAUUGACAAAGCUGUGCACCAGGCAGCCAUUUCACUUGGAGCUUAUCCAUCUCCACUGAACUACAAAAAAUUUCCUAAGUCUGUUUGUACAUCUGUUAAUAAUGUGGCUGUUCAUGGAAUACCUGAUAGUAGGUCUUUAAAGAAUGGUGACAUCAUUAGUGUGGAUGUUUCAGUAUACAUAGGAGGCAUGCAUGGAGACUUGUGCGAGACCUUCUUGGUGGGUGUUGUUGAUGAACAGGGACAAAGAUUACUAGAAAGCAGUCAACGUUGUCUUGAUGCUGCUGUUAAUAUCUGUAAACCUGGCGUACGAUUUUCUUGGAUUGGUAACACAAUUGAGUUCAUGGCCAGGAAGGAUGGAUUCACAGUAUGCCCCAAUUUAGCAGGUCAUGGCAUUGGAUCAAUGUUUCAUGGCCCCCCAGAAAUUUUACAUACAGCAAACUCUAAGGCUGGAAAAAUGGCUUCUGGGAUGACAUUUACCAUAGAACCUGUCCUCUGUGAAGGAUCUCCAGAAAUAGCAAUUCUUGAAGAUGGCUGGACUGUCGUUACAAAAGAUGGAAAAAGGACUGCACAGUUUGAGCAUACACUCUUGAUAACUGAUACAGGAGUGGAAGUACUUACAGAUGAUACUGAAGACUGAGAAUUGACCUUGGGACAGCAGUUCAUGCAGAGUAGAUAUUCAAGGCUUUUUUUAAGCAAAACAAAAGUGAAAUUUAUAUUUUAUAAAGUGAGUUUCAUAAGAUCACUGUAUUUUACUUAACAAAGUGAGAAUAAACUUUAGUACAAAUG
Molecule: messenger RNA, 1286 nt
Organism: Orbicella faveolata
Lineage: Eukaryota; Metazoa; Cnidaria; Anthozoa; Scleractinia; Merulinidae
Product: methionine aminopeptidase 1D, mitochondrial-like
Biological process (GO): proteolysis
Molecular function (GO): metalloaminopeptidase activity
Source: RefSeq, a predicted model, not a curated record